Messenger RNA from Coccidioides posadasii C735 delta SOWgp, 1488 nucleotides. NCBI's taxonomy places the organism in Eukaryota, Fungi, Ascomycota, Eurotiomycetes, Onygenales, Onygenaceae. The record is from RefSeq and is a predicted model, not a curated record.
AUGGCAUCUGAAUCUCCUUCUGGCAGCCCAUCUAUCGCAGAGACACUGUCUACUGCUGCGCCUAUUGACUUGCCGUAUCGCCCAAAACCGGGAGCCGCAUUGGAUAAACCUUCAGCUCUGAACGGGCCCAAAAGUGAGCCUGAGAAUGAUGCAGACGACGAGGAGAACGCCGGUGCGGGAGGUGAAGUCGCAGAGAUGAAAAGGAAAAAGAAGAAAAAGAAAAGAAAGCCGGGCAAGUCUAAGGUCGAAUAUCGGAAGAAACCAUCUGGGUAUGAAGAAUACUAUGUCGAUACUCCGAUGACACCAGCUGAAUAUGAGGAGGAGAAGAAAUUAUAUAAUGAUCGUCUUGAAACCUGCAUCCAGCGCUAUGAGACCAAACGUCGAAUGAACUCGGAGCGCAGAGAUAUCUUCUUGAAAUAUCUGUCAUAUGGAGGCGUCAAUGUCGGUCCAAAAAUGUUCGAAGGAAAUGAUCAAAAAGAUCUUCAGCGUCUAGACUCGGAGGAUAUAGUCACGGCCACAGCCCAGACAAACAUUCCUGAGGAUCGCGCUCACUGGGAUGUCGAUUUUGAAGCCGUUGCCAAGGGAUUCCUCUCCUCCGUCAUCCCGCGAUUCAUCGGCCUUGAGACCGAACAACAAGUUGAUCUAGUGACGAGCACGAUCAAGAACUUUCUCAAUUAUGUUAUAUACCAUGACGUCUGCCCCGAACAUAGAGAAAACAUCAUGGCUGCACGCACAAUCUGCGAUAAAGCGAAGGACCAGCUCUGGAAAGCCCAACAGGCGAAUACAGCCGCGCCGGGGGACUUCAACAUGGCCUGCUCUACCUUGUUCGGUGGUUCAUACUUUGGCGCCUACACAGGUGACCAGGAAUGGAGCAAAGGCCUAGAAUCCGCUGGCAUGCCUGGAAUGACGGCACGAAAAGUUGUCAAGUUUGGCAUCGCGGGUGCCGGCACCUACGAACAAGCAGAGCGUUUCCGCGACCUUGUGCACGCCAGUAGAAUCUCAGGAAAGCUUGUUCAUGAAGAUGGAUUCGAAAUAUUAUCGAUUACCCCGGCCAGUCCAGAAAUCAAACAGUUUUACCGUGAGUACGCACCGGAUCUUAACCCACUCGCAAAAAUGCGAGCUCGAGCCUGGCGUAAUCCGGAUCUACCAGCAGAAGACCUUCCAAAGGGAGAGUCUCCAAAGUAUUUGACUGAAGAUGGAUCUGGAAAUCCGGCUGAGUUUGAGUUUUUCAUCGAGGACAACCUUCUCAAGUUUUAUUUCGUGGGCAUGAAAAUUGAGGCGCAUGUGCGUGAGCUUAAUAGUGGCAUUCAUUACUUUGACAAUGUCUUUGCGAUGUACUGUGCGUUUCAUACCGUCUUACCAAACGAAGCUAUGAUAGGGUGGAAAGAACCAAAAGAUAUCCGGCCUGAUCACCUCUGCUGGGAGGCGCCCUAUGAUUCUAAGGAAGAUAUGGAAGAAACUGCGGUAGCGGAGGAGGAAGUGGAAUAA